Rhinolophus ferrumequinum (greater horseshoe bat) is the source of this 3625-nucleotide messenger RNA. RefSeq names its product sosondowah ankyrin repeat domain family member A (gene SOWAHA). Lineage: Eukaryota; Metazoa; Chordata; Mammalia; Chiroptera; Rhinolophidae. The record is from RefSeq and is a predicted model, not a curated record. Bases 410 to 2104 code for a protein of 564 amino acids. Gene Ontology annotation, molecular function: protein binding. The transcript has a single exon.
AUUUCCGCCCCCCAACGGCCCUGGUGGCAGCUGUCACCUGUAAGGCGAGCACCGAACGCGGGGGAUGGAGCCCAGCGCCCAUUGGACAGAAUAUAAAGACAGAAACCUACCCCCAAGAAAGGGGGCCGGGCAGCGCGGCGGCGGUGGGCGCGCGCCGCGGCCCCCAGCGCUUUCCUCCCGGAAACACCCCGGCCCUGCGGCGCGGGCGUGACCGAAGUCCAGCUUCAGGGACACGCCCGUCUGUCCUCGGUGGAAACUACCAGGUGAGCCUGGCCGAGGCUGAUGUGAUUCCGGGAACCUCCGCCCCGGUGGGUCCCAGCGGGCGCCGCGACGCCACCUGCCCCAGCAGCUGGGAACCGAGGGCCGGUCGGAGGUGGGGGCCGGCUCCCCUGCGGGACAGGGACUGACCAUGGCGCUCGCCGCGGCCGCCGCUGCGGCGAGCCAGGCGGCGGUGCUGGGCUUCCUGCAGGAAAACGGCGGAAAGGUGCGCAGCUCGGAGCUGGUGAGCCGCUUCAAGCCGCUGCUGGAUGCAGGCGACCCGCGCGGCCGCGCAGCCCGCAGGGACCGCUUCAAGCAGUUCGUCAACAACGUGGCGGUGGUGAAGGAGCUCGACGGCGUCAAGUUCGUGGUGCUGAGGAAGAAGCCGCGGCCCCAAGAAGGACCAGAGCCCCUCCCCUCCUGCGUCCCCAGCACCCCUGAGGCACCAUCCUCACCAUCGAAGAUCACUUCAGUCUCACACGGGGAAAACGCUGCUUCGGGGGCUCCAUCCUUGGCCUCGGUGCAGUCGUCAGUGGAAGCACCUGAGGACCCGGCCCCGCCGUCAGAGCCACAGAACACCCCCGGGGCUCCGGCCUCUGAGCCCACUCAACCCACUGGGGAGCCGUUGAUAGGCCCGGCGCAGAAGUCAGGGGGCGCCUCCGAUUCCAGGCUUCCAGCCUUUGAGCUAGCCCAGCCCUCCGAGGGCCUCUCUGCAGACGUGGCCCCACCUAGGGCGCCGUCGGAGGCCGCCUUGCCCGGCGCAGGGCCGCCAAAUCCGGAAUCCGGGCCUGGGGCGACGACAGGGCCGCCACCACCCCCUAGGCGCGCGCCUCCGCAGAAGCCCUGCAUGCUGCCCGUGCGCUGCGUCCCUGGCCCCCCGGUGUUUCGGAUCCGGGCGGAGGAGCAGGGCCUGCGCCGGCAGCUGUCAGAGGAGCCGAGCCCGCGGGUCUCCCCGCUGCUGCCGCGGCUGAUCUCGGUAGAGGAGUCUGCCUUGGGCCUCAGCCUGGGCCCCUCCCCGCAUCUGAGACGCCUGUCGCGCGCCGGCCCGCGCCUGCUGAGCCCCGAUACCGAGGAGGUGCCCCCCGCGCCGCCGCCGUCCCCGGUGCCCCUGGAGCCGACCGAGCACGAGUGGCUAGUGCGGGCAGCCUGUGGCCGCUGGACCCACCAGCUGCACGGGCUGCUGCUGCGCGACUGCGGCCUGGCGGCCAAGUGCGACUUCAUGUCUGGUUUCACGGCCCUGCAUUGGGCCGCCAAGAGCGGCGACCGCGAGAUGGUGCUGCAGCUGGUGGAAGUUGCGCGGCGUGGGGGCGCGCCAGUCGACGUGAACGCGCGCUCACACGGCGGCUAUACGCCCCUGCACCUGGCCUCUCUGCACCGCCACGAGGAUGUCGCCAUGCUGCUGGUAGGCCUGGGUGCACACGUACACGUGCGCGACCACAGUGGGCGGCGCGCCUACCAGUACCUGUCGCCCGGCGCCUCGUAUGCAGUGCGCCGUGUACUCGGCGACCCCCGCCUGCAAAGCUCUAUGGAACUGUAUGCGAUCGGUGGUGGUAGUGGCAGUCACGCGGCCCGGAGCCCAGUGCAGGUGGCCGCCACCAUCCUCAGUUCCACCACCAGCGCGUUCCUGGGUGUUCUGGCCGACGACCUGCUGCUCCAGGACCUGGCACGAGGCUUCAAGAAGUCGGGCUCCUUCAGCAGGUUCUUGGGUGCGUCGCCCAUUGUUCCUCGUAAAAAGACGAAGAUUCGAAGUGGCCUGCCAGCCUUUUCAGAAAUCUCUCAUCGAUCCACUUUGGGGCCUUUCGCUGGUCUAAUGCCCAGUUUGCCCUUACAAACUGACAGUCCCUGAGGCUACGGCUUGGUUGAGGCUACCGAGCCUGCAACUCACAGUCUAAGCCUACCCAACACUUGGCGGCCCAACACCUUCAGCUCCAUCCAGUUUCCAACUUUGUCCAUUGCAGCCUGUUUUACCCUGGUGGGCCUAUGCCUCCAGCUUCUGUUUGAAGCUUGACUUGUCUCCAGAGAUGGGAUUCAAGAUCUCACUGAGAGCCUUCUAUGAAGAACUCCAGAAGUCAGGCUUGAACUUUGGAGAAGACUUGAAAUUUAGGAUCAAAGGUUAAGGGGCGGCAGCUGGUCUGGUCCCUGAAUGAGUUAACCCAGUGCCUCUGCAUCUAUACACUCCCAAGCCAGAACUAGUUGCAAGGAUCUCUUUACUUGUGUGAUGUUGGAUGGUUGUCAGCUUUAAGAUACCAGUGGUGGUUUUAUAAUUUGAUGCUUUUAUCCUGUUUUUAAAUUGAAAUGAGGUAAAACAACUUUCAUAGUAACCUUUUGAAAUUAUAUUUUUCAAUUUUUAGGGAAAAUGUUCAGACAUUUUCAAUCUUUUGCUAAAUAUUUUGGAAUUCUAUUUUAAAAAAAUAAAAUGAUCAAGAUCUAAAGGAAGUUAAUCCCAACCAACAAAACCCUUAAAUAUCUAUCUACCUCAUUUUAGGCAAUGAAGAUUCUAGAGUCUUGAAGGCAGAAUAUAACCAUUGUGAAUGUAAUUUCAGGUGUACUGUGAAUGCUAGAUAUUAGGAAACAAGUGCAUCUUGGGAGUAAAGAUGAUAUAACAAUAAGAGAAGAGACAUUUGGGCAAAUACUUUUAAUUCGUGGUUGUCUUUAUGGUGAAAUGUAAACGUGUCUCUGGCACUGGUGGGUGGCUAUUUUGAUUUGGCAUGAAUAUUUAACUUUUUAAAAUGUGAUUUAUUUGUGAAUUGCAUUGUUGUGCCAUGUUUCCGAAUCUGUGGUUUUCAAAUCUGGCUGAGCCUUUCAGUGCAGUAGGUGAAUAUGCAAAGUUGGGCUGCCAUUCCAAAAAAAUGUCAUAACUUUACACCAGAAAAAUAAUUGGUUAAAUUCUAAUGAAUAUAAUUAAGGACCAACUAUUUUAUAUGGAAGUUCUGUACAAACAGAAAGUACUGAUAUCCAUUUUUAAAAGCCUUUGGAAAGCAAACAACUUAUUCCAAAACAGCAAAUGCAGAAUCUCUUUGCUCAUUGACUUUAGAGGGGUGACUUAACAUCUCUGGACCUUUGCUCCUAUCUGUAAUUGAGAAGGUUUGUAGGUAUUGCCAAGAUUUCCCAGGUUCAACACAGUGUAAUUACAGUGACUCUUUUUCUGUUUUAAAGAUGUGGAAUCUAUUUGCUCAAACAACCUUUUUUAUAUCAUAUGGUGGUAAUGCUCUGCUUUUGCAAAUUGUGUUUGCAUGUCAUUAGUUAUAUCAAAUAACAUAUGGGCUCCCUUCCCAAAUAGGUAUCAGUGAAGCCUCUGAAAUUAUUUAAGGCAGUCCUUAAUGGAAUGUUUUGAUUUAAGCAAUGAAAUAAAGUCUCCCAUUUUGUU